AUGGCGGAACCAGCUUCAUUGCCCGUGAUUGAUAUUGCGCCUUACCUAGACCCCGAAUCAUCACCUGCUCAACGCGCAGCGACGGCCAAAGCUGUUGACAAUGCCUGUCGUGAAUAUGGCUUCUUCUACCUCGUUGGGCAUGGAAUAGACGAAGAUCUGCGACAGGAGAUGCUCCGCUUAGGCCAUGAGUUCUUCUCCUUGCCUAAGGCCGAGAAGGAACAAAUCUCUAUCUUCAACAGCAUGGAUCGGGUCCGCGGAUAUGGUCGACUUGGGGAGAAUGUGACCUCUGGGAAAAGAGACGUCCUUGAGGGAUACGAUAUAUAUCGAGAGUACCCCGACCCUUCUUCGGAGAUGCUCCGAGGUGCGCAAGUGUGGCCCUCACGACCAGCCUCCCUCAAGCCAACGGUCCUCCAUUACGUUUCAAAGUUGAUACCGGUCGGGAAGGCAUUAAUGCGAGCUAUGGGAGAUGCCCUGGGAGUAGAAAACGGAGCAGAACGUUUUGAGGAGAUUGUAAAGGAUCCUUUCUGGGGCCUGAAAUUCAACGGCUAUCCUCCUCUCUCAACACCCGACCUCUCGGAACAGGAGAAAGGCAUCUCUUGUGGCGAGCAUACAGAUUAUGGAGGCCUGACGUUUCUCCUCGCUGAUGAUCAUAUCAAAUCUGCUUUGGAGGUAGAAACUAAGGAUGGAGACUGGAUCAAGGCUGAUCCCCUCCCGGGAGCUUACGUUGUGAACAUUGGUGAUAUGGUAAAUGUUCUCACAAACAACCGUUACACUGCCACCGUCCAUCGAGUCAUCCACCGGGGCGACACACAUCGGGUUUCAAUUCCUUUCUUUUUUGAGCCAUCUCUUACGACCUUGAUAAAACCACUGGAGGGCUGCGGAGACGACAGUAAUAAUCCAAGGGAUGCGGCAAGCUACUACGAGCAUAUGUGCCACAUGCUUUAUGAUGGACGAUUUGUAGAAAGUGGCAAAGAAGUAACGGAGGUGCUGGUGAACGAAAUAUCGCUAAGGGGUUGA
Exophiala spinifera is the source of this 1017-nucleotide messenger RNA. RefSeq lists its product as uncharacterized. Bases 1 to 1017 code for a protein of 338 amino acids. The transcript has 3 exons. The record is from RefSeq and is a predicted model, not a curated record. NCBI's taxonomy places the organism in Eukaryota, Fungi, Ascomycota, Eurotiomycetes, Chaetothyriales, Herpotrichiellaceae. Gene Ontology annotation, molecular function: dioxygenase activity.